Molecule: messenger RNA, 1659 nt
Organism: Drosophila rhopaloa
Lineage: Eukaryota; Metazoa; Arthropoda; Insecta; Diptera; Drosophilidae
Product: lipase 1
Exons: 6
Coding region: 1-1254 (417 amino acids)
Biological process (GO): lipid metabolic process
Molecular function (GO): hydrolase activity, acting on ester bonds
Source: RefSeq, a predicted model, not a curated record
AUGAGUGGGUUAGGCUGGAUCGUCGCCAUCAAAGUAAUGCUCAUCGUGUGUGCAAUUUGCAAAAAUACCACCUCAUCUCAAGCGGAGUCACGAUAUAAAUGGACGACGUUGGACUGGCUGGAGGCCCAGAAUGUCAGCCACGAAUUGCACAAUGUGACCACGGCGGAUGGCUAUCAGCUGCAGGUGCAGCGGCUGCCACGACUGGGAGCUAAGCCCGUGCUCCUGGUCCACGGACUGCUGGGUUCCUCUUUGGGAUGGGUCUGCCUGGGGCCCGAGCGGAGUUUGGCCUUUCAGCUGUACCAUCGCGAGUACGACGUGUGGCUGGCGAACCUGCGCGGAGUGUCGCCCUAUGGACGCGGACACAUCGACUUGACCGAUGUGAUGGCUGAGUUCUGGCGCUUCAGCUUCCACGAGCACGGCGCCUACGAUUUGCCGGCCAUAAUUGACCACAUGGCGGAGGUCACCGGCGGCGAAGGAGGAGGAGAAGGAGGAGGAGGAGGAGGAGGUCAAGGGGCAAGUGGGGAGCAAAUACCGGACCAGGUGCUGCUAAUUGGACACUCGCAGGCCUUUAAUGCGUUUCUGGUGCUCUGCACGGUGCAUCCCCGCUUUAACCAGCGAAUUCAACUGAUGCAGGCCCUGGCGCCCCUGGCUCGACUGCAUCGCCAGGUGCGCUUCGACGCCUUUCAGGUGCGCCAUCUCAUGAAGUUUGUCAAGAAACGCCAAAAGGGAAACAAGUUUGAGAUCUUUCCACCUGGAUAUUUCCGAAUAACAUGCCAAAGUAAACGCGACCUUUGCGAAUAUUACACCAAGCAAUUGGUGGGCAGCGCCCAAAGCAACAAAAAGCUUCUGGAAGCCUUCAACUAUGAAAAUCUUUUGCAAGGCGGUUCGGACAGAGAGAUAAAACAUCUGCAACAGAUAUGGAAAUCGGGGGACUUUAUUUCGUAUGACUUUGGUCCAGUGGAGAACAUGCAGAUAUAUCACGGAGUGGAAGCACUUACCUACAAUAUCAGCCAGAUCACUGUGCCAAUCGUAUUGUAUUUCGGGGAAACCGAUGCUAUUGCCACUCCAGAGGGAGUGCAUGGCAUCUAUGCCAGAAUGUUGAAGUCGGUGAGGAGUGUGAGGAGAAUUAACUCCCCCAAGUUCAACCACUUGGACUUCCUUAUCUCCGGCGACGUUAAAAGCCUGGUCAACGACAAAUUAAUCGAGCAAAUGGAACAGUUUCUCGAGGGCCGAUUGCCAUACGUAAUUGAAUGACCGCCAAAAAAAAAGGUGUCGUCAAAGGCGUUCAUUGAAACCCAUUAUAAUAGAAAUGACAAAUAAUAAUUGCCCAGCGAAAUGCUUUAUUUGCCUUGGCAUUCGUCCAAAAUGCCAAUUAUGUAAUGCGGUAGCCAGACCAUAAAAAAUAUACAUAUAGAUGUAUAAUUCAAAAAGCCAGCCGCCACAACUGGUCGACACUUUUACUUUCUUUUGAUGGCCAACAAAAAAAGUAUCUGUUUUUUAGUGUCUUUUGUGCUGCUUUUGGCCAAAAAGGUUUGGGUUAUUAAGCCAUUUUGAUGGUAAAACGAACGAAGACAAAUAAUGAUAAUUACCUUAUUGGAAGUGUUUUGACUGGCAUUUUAAAGUUGGGUGGUGUAUACUUAAUAAAUAUUGUGAUUUUUA